AUGACGCAGCCCUUGACCCCUGCCUGCUUCUCCGAGGACGUUGAGCCGGUGCCGGAGGACGUGGUGCCCGAGGAGUGGGACGACCCCGUGAGCGAGAGGCUGACCGCGGCCUGGGAGAGCGAGGUGGGCUGGCACCUGUGGUGGUCCGAGAACCUGUGCGCAGACCGAGAAAGAAGGACCAAGGCACAGAGGCAGAAGCGCAGGAGAGAGAAGGAGCAGAGGAGGGCCCGUGGACGCAGCCUGCUGGACAUGUCGGGCAGCUUCACCUCCUCCAUCACCUACCAGUCCACUCAGCCCUCAUCCUCCGCCCUCGACCUCAGCAGAGAGGCCUUCAGAUGCCCAGUCCUCACAGAGACCAGCCCAGUCUCACUCCUCAAAGAGACUAUUCCAGACUACUCCUCAGUCCCAGAGAGAACCACAGACCUCACAAAGACAAGCUCAGACCACUCCUCAGUCCCAGAGAGAUCCCGGGCUUUCCCAAAGACUAGCCCAGUCCCAGUCCUCAAAGAGACCGGCCCAUUCCCAGUCCUCACAGAGACCGACUCAGUCUUCACAGCCCAGAAAAAAGUCUCGGAUGGGGUUUUAGAGUGA
Molecule: messenger RNA, 591 nt
Organism: Knipowitschia caucasica
Lineage: Eukaryota; Metazoa; Chordata; Actinopteri; Gobiiformes; Gobiidae
Source: the annotation of a GenBank genome assembly